AUGCGAGUCCUCCGGCAAAUCCAUUCUCAUCUUCUCACUCACCCACUCCCCAUCUCCUCUCUCUCCUUCGCUCUCUCCAAACUUGUCGGCUUUGCUGCUCUUUCUCCCCACGGCGAUAUCAACUACGCCAAGAAGGUCUUCUAUCAAAUCGCAGACCCAAACAUCUUCUCUUAUAAUUCCCUCAUCAGAGGUCUUUCCCAACUACAAACCCCAUCACCAGAACCCAUUUUCAUCUUCAAAAAACUUGUCAAAAGAAAUUACCCAAAAUCAAACACUUUCACUUUAGCCUUUGUUCUUAAAGCUUGCUCAAUUUUAAUGGCCGCUGAAGAAGGCCAACAAGUCCAUUCACGUGUAAUACGAACUGGGUUUGACUCAAGUCCUUUUGUUCAAACCUCAUUGGUUAAUUUUUAUGGAAAAUGUGAAGACAUAAAAUUAGCUAGAAAGUUGUUUGAUGAAAUUCCUGAGAGAAAUGUAGUUGCUUGGAGUUCAAUGAUCAGUGGGUAUUCUAGAAUUGGGAUGGUCAAUGAGGCAUUCGGUUUGUUUAGGGAAAUGCAAAAGGCGGGUGUUGACCCGGAUGAGGUGACAAUGGUUAGUGUGAUAUCAGCUUGUGCUAUGUCUGGCGCAUUGGAUGUUGGGAGGUGGGUACAUGCUUAUAUAGAGAAGAAGUUUAUUGAAAAUGAUCUUGAGGUUAGUACUGCGCUUGUUAAUAUGUAUGCAAAGUGCGGGCGUAUAGAAAAGGCUAGAGAGAUUUUUGAGGCAAUGACGGUCAAAGAUACCAAAGCUUGGAGCUCGAUGAUGGUUGGGUUCGCGAUUCAUGGGCUUGUGGAUGAUGCAUUGAUGGCCUUUGCUAGGAUGGAGGAAGCUCAGGUGAAGCCUAACCAUGUGGCAUUCAUUGGUGUUCUAUCCGCAUGUGCGCAUAGUGGACUAGUGUCUGAGGGCCGAAAAUACUGGUCAAGCAUGCUUGAUUCUGGAUUUGAACCAUCUAUGGAGCAUUAUGGCUGCAUGGUUGAUCUAUUUUGCCGAGCAGAUCUAAUUGAAGAGGCUUACACAUUUGUUGAAACCAUGCCUAUAUCCCCAAAUCCAGCAAUCUGGAGAACCUUACUCGUGGGGUGCAAGAAAAACAAGAUUUUGGACAAAGGUGAGAUUGUUGGUGAGCGGCUUCUUAAAUUAGAGCCGCUCAAUGCAGAAAACUAUAGCAUUCUAGCCAGUUUGUAUGCCUCAGUUUCAGAAUGGGUGAAAAUGAGCAUCGUAAGAAAGCAGAUGAAGGAUAAAGGCAUUAAGGCUGUACCUGGUUGCAGCGCCAUCGAAGUUGAUGGUUUUGUGCACGAGUUCGUAAUGGGUGAUUGGUCUCACCCGGAAUCAAAGGAUAUAAGAGAAGUUCUAAGGGACGUCUCUCGUAGGGUCCGUGAUGCUGGGCACGAGCCAUUUAUUUCUGCGGUAUUGCACAAUGUCGGUGAUGAAGAGAAGGAGAAUGCUCUUUGUGAGCACAGUGAAAGACUGGCUAUUGCUUUUGGCCUGUUGAAAACUAAAGCACCUGUGGUGAUUAGGGUGGUAAAAAACCUUAGGGUUUGUGGGGAUUGUCAUGAAGUGACAAAGAUUAUCAGUAAAUUGUAUGAGAGAGAGAUCAUUGUUAGGGACCGGGUUCGGUUCCACAAAUUCGUCAAUGGAGCUUGUUCUUGUAGGGAAUUUUGGUGAAUCCCCAAUUGCCCAUCUUGUGAGUGUUGUGCAUGUUGAGGAUGACUGGCCAUAAAAAAUGUCAGUUUGACUUCAAUACCUCCAGAACCUUGAGGUAC
Molecule: messenger RNA, 1793 nt
Organism: Ilex paraguariensis (yerba mate)
Lineage: Eukaryota; Viridiplantae; Streptophyta; Magnoliopsida; Aquifoliales; Aquifoliaceae
Source: the annotation of a GenBank genome assembly